AUGUUCGCCCGCCUCACCCAGCUGUCCCGCCACAUCCCCUCGGCCCAGACACUCACCCAAGCCGUCAAGCCCGCUUUUCCUCUCUCCGGCCUCGCCCGCGCCAGAAUCAUGGUCUCGGCCGACGAGCGCAACACCCGCACCAUCCACACGGCGGCAUGUCUGAUUAUCGGGGAUGAGGUGCUCGGUGGGAAGACCGUUGAUACCAACUCGGCGUACAUGGCCAAGUGGUGCUUCUCCUUGGGUAUUAACUUGAAGAGAGUCGAGGUCAUCGAGGACGAUGAGAGCGAGAUCGUCGAGGCCGUCAGGCGCAUGAGCGACCGCUACGACUUUGUCGUUACCAGCGGAGGAAUCGGACCAACGCACGACGACAUCACCUACCAGUCAAUAGCCAAGGCCUUUGACCUGCCCCUCGUCCUCAACCAAGACGCCUUCGAGCGCAUGAAGAGGCUCUCGAAGCCGCACCCGAACCAGCCGCACUUCGACUGGGACGUCGACUCCCCGGCUCUGCAGGCGAAGCUGCGGAUGGUCAUCCUCCCCACCGACGAGAAGCGAGACCCCAGCAAGCAGUUCCUCUUCCCCCACGAGGAUCUCUGGGUCCCCGUCAACGUCGUCAACGGCAACAUCCACAUCUUGCCCGGCGUCCCGCGCCUCUUCGAGAAGCUCCUGGACGGCCUGAAGCCGAGCAUCGUGCCCAGGCUCACCGACCCGGAGGGCAAGGGCCUCUGCCGUGUGCUCAUCUCCACGCCGCUCCCGGAGAGUGCCGUCGCCGGAUACCUGACCCAACUCGCGGCCAAGGUGGAGCCCAAGGGCGUCAAGGUCGGCAGCUACCCUCUGUGGGAACAAAACGGCACGGUCACGCUGGUUGGACGGGACCAGGCCUUCAUCGAGAGCAUCGUGGACGAGGUCGUGGAAGGUGUUCAGGGCAAGCGCGUAUAUGCCGAGGGCGAGGAUGAUACCACAGCCAAAGCGGGAAAGGGCAUCGAGUAA
This is a messenger RNA of Colletotrichum destructivum, 987 nucleotides long. Its product is annotated as Putative MoaB/Mog domain-containing protein. The transcript has 8 exons. Bases 1 to 987 code for a protein of 328 amino acids. Lineage: Eukaryota; Fungi; Ascomycota; Sordariomycetes; Glomerellales; Glomerellaceae. The record is from RefSeq and is a predicted model, not a curated record.